AGUUAACAAAAUCCGACCGUCAUUUUGAUUAAUUCUGCUCCGUCGUCGGCUUCUUCCUCGGUUAUCUGUGCUGCUGCUGCUCUUUGCGAAACCUCGAGCCCCUUCGAUCCAUUUCCCGGCAUGCUACCCUAACCUGGAUCCCCCAUAGCUGCCCCAUGGAGCCUCGUCGACCCUCACGCGCCGUCAUCGACCCUAAGGUCCGACAGGUCGGUUUCAUCACCCCCAACGCGCCGCCGCAGCAGCCGGUGCGGACUCAGUCCUACCCGCCCGAGUCGAACUCCCCUCCGCUCUCCGAAUCCCCUGCCAGCAACUCCCUCUCCCCCGUCAUGAUCCCCCCGCCGCGCCACCUCUCCGACAACCUCACCGCCUAUCGGACCCCCGCCGUCCCGGUACCCGAGUCUUCUCGCAGGCGCGCGGAGCCUGCGGCGGUGGCGUGCAGCUACGACCCUUCCGAGUCGCUCUUCGGCACGUCGUCCCCUGCGCCGUCCCCACUGGCGAGCAGUCGCUUGGUCGUUGAUGGAGAGUUCUCGGAGGAGUCGUGGUUCAAGAAGAGCGACUCAGCCAAAUUUGCCUCGAGCUUUCCUGGCGGCGGGUUCGAUCUGACAACCGUGAAGAACGUCGGUGUUGCAGCUGCUGUGGCGGCCAAGAAGCCUGCAGCAGUUUCAGGGAAUGAGAAGAGCAAAGCCAGCGGUGCAGAAUCGAAGAAUGAACUGCCCUCGGGAUCAGGUUCGAAGACAUCGAAGGUGAAAAUGACGAAAUCUGAAAGACGAUCUCUGCAGGAGUCCCAACGAGCUGCAAAAGCAGGGGGCAAUAAAUCUGCUGGUGCUUCUUCAAGUAGAGCUGCAAAGCAACCUCAACAGAAGAAAGAUGCUGCACCAGCACCACCUUCUGUGGCUGCUUCUGAGAAGAAAGGAACUGAUCGUCCACCGGAAAAAGAGAGGAAAAAGGAUGUCCCUGCUCCAAGGAUGCAGUUUGACGAUAAGAGUAGAGUGGAAAAGGCUAAAAAGCGAGCGGUGGUCAAUCAGACAGAAGUGAGAAACAGAGUCGAAUUGUUUAGGCAUUUGCCUCAAUAUGAACAUGGCACGCAGCUUCCUGACCUCGAGUCGAAGUUCUUUCGAAAUGAUCCCAUGCAUCGGGCUGUUUACAAGGUGGGAUUGCAAUAUUUGGCCGGAGAUAUUACUGGGGGCAAUGCCCGUUGUAUUGCCAUGUUACAGGCAUUUAGUGAAGCCAUCAGAGACUACACCACUCCGGCCGAGAAAACUCUUACCCGAGAUUUGACUGCAAAAAUAGGCAGCUAUGUCUCCUUUUUGAUUGAGUGCAGACCUCUUUCCAUCAGUAUGGGAAAUGCAAUUAGGUUUCUGAAGAACAGAAUCGCAAAGUUGCCUUUGACUCUUUCUGAGUCGGAAGCAAAAACAUCGCUCUGUUUAGAUAUCGACCGCUUUAUCAAUGAGAAAAUAAUUCUUGCGGACAGGGUCAUUGUUCGUCAUGCCUCGACCAAAAUUAGAGAUGGAGAUGUGCUCCUUACAUACGGUUCUUCCUGUGUCGUCGAGAUGCUCCUCUCACAUGCCCUUGAGCUUGGGAAAAAAUUCCAUGUUGUGAUAGUAGAUUCACGCCCAAAGCUUGAAGGCCAGUCAUUACUAAGAAGGCUGGUAGCUAAUGGACUGAACUGUACAUAUACACAUUUGAAUGCUGUUUCUUAUAUAAUGCAUGAGGUCACACGAGUUUUUCUCGGGGCUUCCUCGAUAUUGUCAAAUGGGACUGUCUACUCAAGAGUUGGGACUGCUGCUGUAGCAAUGGUCGCUAAUGCCUUCAGUGUCCCAGUCUUAAUUUGCUGUGAAGCGUAUAAAUUCCACGAAAGAGUGCAACUGGACUCCAUUUGCUUUAACGAACUAGGUGAUCCACAAGCUGUUGCCAAGGUUUCCGGAAGAGGAGAUGUAAAUUAUCUAGGUAGUCUGGGAAAUAAGGACAAUCUUCAAUUGCUGAAUUUGAUGUACGACGCCACUCCAUCGGAAUAUAUCUCUAUGAUCGUCACUGAUUAUGGCAUGAUCCCUCCAACAAGUGUGCCUGUAAUUGUACGUGAGUAUUGCCGGGACCAGUUAUGGAUAUAGAAAGAUUUAGAUGGUCGAUCGUAUUCAGUGAACCAGAAACACUUUCAGAUGAAUAGCUCUUUGUGGAUAUAUACGCAUAUAGCUGUUGGGAUUGAUUUUAUGCACGAAACAAUAAAAUUAGGUCUCUGAAUUUUAAGCAAUUCUUAGUGAAGUUUUGGGACAUUAUUUUUCCAUGUAAUAUCAAAUGAUUUAUCAAUCAUCGACUGUGUUGAACAUUUGGAAAAUAUAGUUAUCUGGUGACAAUUAUGAA
Messenger RNA from Punica granatum (pomegranate), 2358 nucleotides. Lineage: Eukaryota; Viridiplantae; Streptophyta; Magnoliopsida; Myrtales; Lythraceae. The record is from RefSeq and is a predicted model, not a curated record.